UAACUUGAAACUCCCCCCAAGAACACACACUCUCUCUCACCUCACCUCACCUCACCUCACCUCAGCUUUUUCCUUGUACUGUGAGAUUCGUUCCUUUCAAGCAUUUCUUAAUAUUUCAAAUUUCGCUUUGGUUUCGUUGAUUUCGGAGUAAAUAAUAGUAACACUUAAGCAAUUUGAACUUUACGCUUCCUUCAAACUUCUCUCAUUUUCUCGAGAAAAUUCAAUAUAAUGUCGUUUGCAUCACCUGUUCUGGUUCUAGGGUUUCGUCUGAGUUCGUAGCGGUCCAUUUUCAUCGUACAUGAUUUGAGCGUCACUGCUUCAACCAUGCAGUCAUUGGUUGCCAUACAGAGGUUUGAUGUGCACAAUCUUUACGUAUUGAAUGUACUUUUUUUGGAUGGAAGUUCAGAAUUUAGGACAUAAGAUUCCACGAUAUUCAGGGUUAGUAUAAGGGUACAUAAGAUGAAGACACAUGCAUAUUUAAAAGCAAAAGGAACUACUAGGGUUAACCAUCAGCAGGAGAUGUUUGAGCUUAAACAGCGAGUGGUCUUUGCUCUAAACAAGCUUGCAGACAGGGACACACACCAGAUUGGGGUUGAGGAGCUUGAAAAAACAAUCGAAUGUUUAAAUCCAGAUGGGGUUGCACCAUUCCUGUCUUGCAUAUUAGAUACUGAUUCUGAGCAGAAGAGCACAGUUCGUAAGGAAUGUAUUAGGCUGAUGGGUUUAGUAGUUGCAUUUCAUGAGGGCCAUAUUGCUCCACACCUUGGAAAGGUGAUUGCUAGCAUCGUCAAACGACUCAAGGAUCCAGAUUCUGUUGUGAGGGACGCAUGUGUGGAAACGGUUGGUGUUUUGGCUUCUAAAUUGAGCAAUGGUCAGGGUGAAAAUGAUGGAGCUUUUGUUGCAAUAGUGAAGCCUCUUUUUGAAGCCUUGGGUGAACAAAAUAAGCAGGUGCAAUCUGGUGCUGGGUUGUGCUUAGCUCGGGCCAUUGACAGUACCAACAAUCCGCCAGUGUCAAUUUUGCAGAGGAUGUUGACCAGAACCAUUAAGUUGCUUAAGAAUCCACACUUCAUGGCAAAACCUGCAGUCAUUGAACUGAAUAGAAGUAUUAUUCAGGCAGGGGGUGCCCCAACACAAUGUACUUUAUCUGCUGCAAUCAGCAGCAUCCAAGAAGCUCUCAAGAAUAGUGAUUGGUCAACACGCAAAGCUGCUUCUUUAUCAUUAGGUGAAAUCGCUUCAAGUGGUGGAUCUGUCUUUAGUUUUUUCAAGGCUUCCUGCAUCCGUUGUCUUGAAUCAUGUCGGUUUGACAAGGUGAAACCAGUUAGGGACACAGUUCUGCAGGCUUUACAUCUUUGGAGAAGGCUUCCAGGGCCUGAUACACCUGAACCUUCUGAAGCUGGAUCUUCUAUUAAAGAAAAUUUUUGUGGAGGUGAUAAUUGUAGUGCAAAUGAGUCUGGAUGGAAGGAUGCCUUGCUUACAAAAGUGGGUACCAGCUCAAUUAAGAAAAGGCUUCCUCUCUCUGUGAGAAAAACAUGCCAAAGCUAUGUGGGUAAUCCACAACAUUCUAAAGCAAAUGAUUGGCAUAUAGAAAUUGCAGUUCCAAAAACUCCCAAUGUUUCUUUAGCAGAUGUUCAAAAUGACGAAUCUGAGGGUAGUUCUGUUACUAAGACAUUUGAAAGAGUGAGUGCUGAUAUCACAAUUGGUCAAGACAUUGGAUAUGAAUAUGUAUCAAUGGAUGACAGACAGGAUUGUUCUUCUGUGUCUAACAUUAUUACCGAUAACUUUGAAACCAAAUUUGUGACGAAGGAAGUUGGUUUGGUGAAGCAAAUGGCAACAAAUCAGAGGUUUGCAGCUGAAGAAAUUAGUAGUGAAGAACAAAGGUACUCAGUUAAGAUGCAGGAUCGCAGGAGUCUUGAUUCCACAGUCUCAGAAUCAAAUUCCCAGGCCAUGCGUCAAUGUUGUUCGCAAACAGUGAAUGAAAUGGCUUCCAUUCAAAAGCAGCUUUUGGAGAUUGAAAAUAAACAGUCAAACUUAAUGGAUCUGUUAAAGGUGUUUACAACAAGCACGAUAGAUAGCUUGUCUUCGAUACAGUUGAAGGUCUCAGAUCUGGAACACGCUGUUGAUCGAAUAGCUCAAGAUGUUGUUUAUGGAGGGAGAUAUUCUGAUCUAGCUACUGCAAAACUUCUGAAGAAGAGCCCAAGUGCUGCUUCUCCUAGACUCUCUACAUGCACUCCCCGACCAUCCGAAGGGAUACGUAAUAGACAGCCGUCAUUAUUGUGUAUGAAAAAUACAGAGAUUUGGGAGGAACAAGCAUUUUCUAGGAGCAGAUCAAAUAGCUCUGCUACACGAGGGAUCGACAUGUGGUCAGAUGCCACAGACAAAAUAAGAAGAAAGCCAAUAGGGAAGGGUAGUCAUAGAAGCUCUGGACAGGGAACACAUUUUGGUCCAACAAAAAAAACUGAUGCUGCCUGUGCUACAGGUUAUACCACUUGUGCUAGACAAAACAGUUCAGGAAUGAAAAAUAAUCUGUGGACACUUGUAAAAGGUUAUCUAUCAGAGGGGGACCUCGAUUCUGCAUAUGCAGAAGCUCUGUGUUCAGGUGACGAACUUGUCUUGAUUGAACUUCUUGACAGAACAGGUCCAGUUCUGGAAAGUUUAUCAAACAAGACUUCCAGUAAUGUUCUUGGCACUUUAGCAUCGUACUUCCUGGAGCAAAGAUUUAUAAAUUCCAUAAUCCCUUGGUUGCAACAGGUGGUGGACCUGAGUGCUAUCCAUGGACCAAAUUACCUUGGUCUCUCAGCAAAAGCAAGGCAAGAAUUUUUAUCGGCAAUUCGGGAAGCUGCCAACCAGGGCUAUUCUAAUCUUGCAGAGAGAAGUUCUGUUACACAGCUAGCAGUGAAAUUGCAUCAAAUCUGGGGUGAGUAAUCUUAUGCAUAUUUAAAUUAGUUUAGUUCUCAUGUGACAUGAACACAAUGUUUGAAUUUGGUCUUAGUCACUAAUCUCAACCCAUUUAGAAUAUGAAGGAAUCUUGACUAUCAGCAAAGUUUUAAACUUUCCCAAUGGAAGUGGCAGAAAUUUCAGAAGUCUUGAAAUUGGAUGGAAGUGAUUCAAAAUUUGAAGUUUUGUCAUAUUUGUAAAUCUUUGCAUGACCUUGAUUCUUGUGUGAGGAUCUUCCUUUUAAGUGUUGGGAAUAAAAGUUAAAAUGAGGAGUCUUCUCUUUAGGGAAAAUGUUAUUUUAUCAAGAGAAUGAAAUUUAUCUUUUCUUUUUGCCAACUAUAUUUAUUUAUUUUUCUACGCAUCUAAACA
Camellia sinensis is the source of this 3300-nucleotide messenger RNA. Lineage: Eukaryota; Viridiplantae; Streptophyta; Magnoliopsida; Ericales; Theaceae. The record is from RefSeq and is a predicted model, not a curated record.